CAAGCAGAAAUAAAAAACGUCUAAACUAAUUUUUUUUUCUUCUUGAUCUUCGUUAUGUCUACCCGCUAAAUUUUUGAUUGUGUCAUCAAUAGCAGCUUUUGGGCUUAUUUCAGGAACAAAGGACACCAGCAAUGGAAACUGUCACGGCUAAGGAAGCUACUCCAGCAGCAGCGGCAGCUGCUGGUAAAGUUUACAAGGUCGGAAGCCGCGUCGGGCGUGGCGUGCCCAACAUCGCUGAAGCGUAUAUGAAGAAAUGCUCGUGCAAAAGAGAUAAGGCCAUCGUGUUUUGCAGAGCAUGUGGCUAUUACUGCAACGGCCGCACUCGGCUGAAAUGCGAACAGCAUCCAAGAGUAACCUUCUUGUUAGACAUUACUGAGUGCCCCCGGUGCCGCUGCUCAUCGUUCCUGGAUGAAUAUGAUAAAGCUUAGUUGCAAAAUUAUAAAGUGUUCAAGAUACUGACUGUUACUACUAAAUAUGUUAACAUUUGAUAGAUUUUAUUAUUCUCUUAUAAGAUAGGUGUGUAUGAUUGCUAUUAGAUAAGAAACUGGUAAGAUUUAUAUUCUAGAAAUAAAUUUUACCACUUUCUUUGACAAAAUGUUGAAACAGUAAGAGGUGAUUUUUAAACACUUAAUUUGAUUUCUAAGUGGAUAAUAACAAGUACCUAUACUUCUGUUAAAAUGUGUAUGUUUAAGUUUUUGUUUUGUUAUUAAUAAGAACAAGAGGAUAGACUGCUUUUAUGUUAUAUAAUCUGACUAUUAUUACACAGAUUACAUUGAGUAGAAUAAUGUGUGAAACCAAUAGUUUUUAUAGUAAAAACAGUUUUGAGUUUCAAAACACACUCAAAUAUUUGUAAUCUUUGUAGUACAACAAACCAUUUUUCUUUUAAUAUAAUAAA
Molecule: messenger RNA, 895 nt
Organism: Cydia fagiglandana
Lineage: Eukaryota; Metazoa; Arthropoda; Insecta; Lepidoptera; Tortricidae
Exons: 3
Coding region: 132-428 (98 amino acids)
Source: RefSeq, a predicted model, not a curated record